Molecule: messenger RNA, 1254 nt
Organism: Rotaria sp. Silwood2
Lineage: Eukaryota; Metazoa; Rotifera; Eurotatoria; Philodinida; Philodinidae
Source: the annotation of a GenBank genome assembly
AUGGUAUACAAUGCGACCAUGCCUCAAGAAAAGGUAUCUCCAAAUCAAGCACUUGAAUGGUGUCAACGUUUUCUAGGUGGUGCUUGGUCAACUUUAACUGUUGAAAAAAUACGUAUCGAUCGAAUUUCUGGUGGUUUAUCGAAUUAUCUUUAUUGUUGCUCAUUACCUGAUCAGAUUCAAACACAACAUAAUGAACCUCGAAAAGUUUUACUAAGAGUUUAUGGUGAAUCACAUCGAGAACAUCGUUCUACAUUACUUAAUGAUAGUGUCGUAUGUACAUUAUUAUCUGAAAGAAAAUUAGGUCCCCAUGUAUAUGGUAUAUUUCCUGAUGGACGACUUGAGGAAUUUGUUGAAGCUGAAACAUUACUUGUUUCGGAAAUUCGUGAUGAAAAUAUUUCAAGAAAAAUCAGUGGACUUCUUGGUAAAAUUCAUCAAAUUGAUAUGCCAUUAGUUAAAGAACCUAUAUGGUUAUUUAAUACAAUUGAAAGAUAUUUAUCUGAUAUAACAUUUAUUAUAAAUAAAUUAAAAGAUGACGAAGAUCGACAAAUAUUUCAAGAACUUCGAUCUGUAUGUAAUUUUACACAAGAAUUCGAACAUUUAAAAAAAUUAUUAUCUACUAUAGAUAGUCCUGUUUGUUUCACUCAUAAUGAUUUUCAACCAGGAAAUAUUCUUCGUUUAAACUGUGAAAGCGACAAUUUUACUGUUAUUGAUUUUGAAUAUUGUUCAUAUAAUUAUCGUGGUUUUGAUAUUGGAAAUCAUUUUUGUGAAUUUAUGUUUGAUUAUAAAUCAGCUACAGAAUGGCCUUUUUUCAAAGCUGAUUUUACUUGUUAUCCAAAUGAGAAACAACAAAUGAAUUUUCUUCUAUCAUAUAUUGAUGCAUUGAUUGCAAGUCAAGACAAAUAUAUUUACUCUAUACAUCAAAUAACUAAUGGUAUGGAUUAUAAUGAAAUAGAUUUUGAUCGAAAUAAACUAGCACGAAAAAUAAUAAAAGAAGCAAAUUAUUUUGCAUUGGCUGCACAUUUUUUUUGGACAUUAUGGGCAAUUCAUAUGGCAGUAUCAGCAACAAUUAAAUUUGGUUAUUUACAAUAUGCUCGAACACGUCUAACAGCUUAUUAUUUACAACGUAAUAUGUUAACAGACGUUAAUCAUAAUGAACUAACUCCGAUGGUGCCUCAAUUUACUGAAGAUUUACUUCGAUCAUCGAAAAAUCCAUUUUAUAAAUCAUAUAUAAAAACAGUUGAUAAAAUUAUCUGA